AUGGAUUCUUUACUAUCAUUGCAAUUGGUUUUCCUGACCGCCUUUAUUUAUAUCCGUUGUGCGCAUGCGCAAUGCAGCAGAGGAGAACCAAAUAAUGGUAAGGGUUUCAAAAAUAGUGGACGAAUUGAUUAUUGCGUACGUAUUUAAGAAAAAACAAUUUGUGCAACAAAAAAAUUUGAAAAAAAUUCGUGCACAGACUUUACAAUAGGGGAAAUUAUAAGUUGAAAUAAGAAAAAAUUCGUGUAAGGGAUUAUACUUAAAAACAUUAUCGACACAAGCAAAAAAUUAAAAAGAAAUAUUUGUACAAGUUAAAAAAAGUCCGCCUCCCCCCAUCACUUUUCUAAUGGUCCGCUAGAUUAAAAAUAAACAUUACAAAGAUAACUGUUUCUCUGAAUCUUAUUUCUUGUAGAAGAGAGGGACGCGAGCCAGCCAGAUCUAAACAUCACAUCUUCAGGACCGGUUGUUCGUGUUGGUGAUGAACUGAAAAUAACAUGUAUAGCUGAUAGACCUCGUUAUCAAUUCCAAAGUAUCCAACCGAUGCCGCCAAUUGAGGUUAGAUCCUUCUUCAAUGGAACAGAAGUUAAUAAAAUUUGUCCUGGAACGGGAGGACGGAUUGAAUGUGUUCACACAGUUCAGUUAACCAAAGCUGGAAACAACGUUGUG
Molecule: messenger RNA, 663 nt
Organism: Paramuricea clavata
Lineage: Eukaryota; Metazoa; Cnidaria; Anthozoa; Malacalcyonacea; Plexauridae
Source: the annotation of a GenBank genome assembly